AUGUCGCCCGCGGCGGCUCUCCGCUCCGCUGGCGCGUCACAGAUCGCGGGGCUCCGGUCCGCGUGCUCCGCGCACGGCGCGAGUCGGAAAAAAGCGGCGCAGCGCGGCGAGACGAGCGAGGGCCCAGCUGGAAGCUUCCACGAAGAAAGGCUCGGGUGUAGCUGGCGAGGGUCCACGUGGCAGCUGAGGAGUGGGCGAGCAGCAGCGGGCAGGGGGGAUGGUGGUGGGAGAAUGGGUGGUGUGGGGCAGGCGCGGGCAAGUGUGGAUGAGCUGGCGGGCGUGCUGGUGUUCUCAGCCGUGCCCUUCGUGGCCGUGAAGGCGCUCGCCAACAGCGGGCUGGGCGGGCAACUCAGUCAGCGCCUGCAGCAGCGCCUGCCCGAGCUCCGACGGGCGGCUGACAGGGUGGAGGCGCAACGGGAGGAGGCACGGGAGCAGAGCCCAUGGUACGGUGCAUCUAGACCGCGCUGGCUGGACCCGCUGCCCUAUGCCUACCCGCCCUACCUGGACGGGCGUGUGGCGGGCGACUUUGCAUUCGACCCCGCCGGCCUUGCCCGAGACCCCGCUGCCUUCCAGCGCUACUACAAUCUGGAGAUCCUGCACGCGCGCUGGGCCAUGCUAGGAGCGCUGGGAGCGGUGGUGCCGGAGGCGCUGCAGCGCUACAGCGACGCCACCUUCUUAGAGGAUGUGUGGUGGCGCGUGGGGGCCGCCAAGCUGGCGGGGGACGACCUGGACUACCUGGGCGUGGCGGGGCUGCACCUUGCCGGGGGGCAGGGCGUGGUCGUGAUCGCUGCCGCACAGUUCCUGCUCAUGGGCGCUGGACCUGCUGCGCUCAUUCCUACUCCGCAACACCACCUCUCCCCCGCCCUUUCCCACCUCGCCCAGCUGCUUCCACAGUACGCGUGCUACACGGGGCACUGGAGUUGCUCGGCUUAUUCUUACUCCCUCGCCCAAUCCCACCCAACCCCCCACUCGCUUCGCCCCCAGCUGGGUCCAGUCCAGACUAAGCGCGCUACAUUGUCCCUUCCAACUCCCCCCACUCUCCCUCCCUCCACUUUCCUGUUUCCCCUCCCUCCACUUUCCUGUUUCCCCUCCCUCCACUUUCCUGUUUCCCCUCCCUCCACUUUCCUGUUUCCCUCUCUCCACUUACCUGUUUCUCCCCUCGCUCCACAGCUGGGUCCAGAAGCACGGCGCUACACGUGCAUAGCGGCGUUGAAGGCGCUGUGGGUAUUUCAUCUCCCUCCCCCCAUUCUCCCCCCUCCCCUUCCUGACCCCUCCUGUUAUGCUCUUCCCCCUCCUCCCACACCAGCUAGGGCCAGAGUACGCGCGCUACACGGGCAUAACUGCGUUGGAGCCGCUGGGGUGUUCCUGCCGGGCGACAUCAACCACCCGGGCGGCUGGCUCUUCGACCCGCUGGGGCUGUCCAACGAUGCACAGCGGUUUGAGGACUUGAAGGUGGGUGCAGGGGGUGCUGGUACGUGCAUGGGUGGUGAUGCGUGCAUGGGUGCUGAUGCGUGCAUGGGUGCUGAUGCGUGCAUGGGUGGUGAUGCGUGCAUGGGUGCUGAUGCGUGCAUGGGUGCUGAUGCGUGCAUGGGUGCUGAUGCGUGCAUGGGUGCUGAUGCGUGCAUGGGUGCUCAUGCGUGCAUGGGUGCUGAUACGUGCAUGGGUGCUGAUGCGUGCAUGUGUGCUGAUGCGUGCAUGUGUGCUGAUGCGUGCAUGUGUGCUGAUGCGUGCAUGGGUGCUGAUGCGUGCAUGGGUGCUGAUACGUGCAUGGGUGCUGAUGCGUGCAUGUGUGCUGAUGCGUGCAUGGGUGCUGAUGCGUGCAUGGGUGCUGAUGCGUGCAUGGGUGCUGAUGCGUGCAUGGGUGCUGAUGCGUGCAUGGGUGCUGAUGCGUGCAUGGGUGCUGAUGCGUGCAUGGGUGCUGAUGCGUGCAUGGGUGCUGAUGCGUGCAUGGGUGCUGAUGCGUGCAUGGGUGCUGAUGCGUGCAUGGGUGCUGAUGCGUGCAUGGGUGCUGAUGCGUGCAUGGGUGCUGAUGCGUGCAUGGGUGGUGGGUGUUGA
This is a messenger RNA of Closterium sp. Yama58-4, 2055 nucleotides long. NCBI's taxonomy places the organism in Eukaryota, Viridiplantae, Streptophyta, Zygnematophyceae, Desmidiales, Closteriaceae. The record is from the annotation of a GenBank genome assembly.